Messenger RNA from Peronospora matthiolae, 381 nucleotides. The record is from the annotation of a GenBank genome assembly. NCBI's taxonomy places the organism in Eukaryota, Oomycota, Peronosporomycetes, Peronosporales, Peronosporaceae.
AUGGCGCUCUUUCGAUCCCUCGCUCGUCCGUUCCGAUCGCUCCAUGUAGCUGCACCCGCCAUUUCUGUCAACUCUUUACGCUUUGCUGCCGCCUCGUCCCCCGCCCCGCUCGUUUCGUCUCGGCUGCCCACGCGCGCGUCCAUUUUCUUCCCUCUUCCCCAUCAGCUGCAGUUCGUUCGGACGAUGGGUUACAAGCUCAAGACGAAAGCUGCUGUCAAAAAGCGCUUCAAAGUCAACUGCAAUGGCCUCGUCAAGCGCGCGCAGGCCAAUAAGCGCCACAUUGCGACGAAAAAGACGCGCGAGCGCAUUCGUCGACUGGGCAAGUCGGUCUUUGUACAGGGCCAGAUCCGCAAGAAUGUGCUCCGGAUGCUCGGCAAGUAG